This is a messenger RNA of Peromyscus maniculatus bairdii (prairie deer mouse), 12938 nucleotides long. The record is from RefSeq and is a predicted model, not a curated record. NCBI's taxonomy places the organism in Eukaryota, Metazoa, Chordata, Mammalia, Rodentia, Cricetidae.
CGUGCGUGCACGUGUGGCCCCGCCUCCUCCGGUCUCGCCGCGAAGCUGCCGAGGUUGAACUUCCCGCCUGGCCGCAGCGAUGUUGCGCGUCCUGCCUCGGCAGUGAGGGGACAGAAGCGUCCCGGGUUUCUCCGCUCUUGUUGACGGCGUCGCGCCCAGAGCCGCCAUGUCCACGGGGUUCUCCUUCGGGUCUGGCACUCUGGGCUCCACCACCGUGGCCCCCGGAGGCACCGGCACAGGCACCGGCUUCUCCUUUGGGACCGGCACGUCUAGCACACCUUCUGUGGGGCUCAACUUUGGAACUCUCGGAAGCUCUGUCACCCCAGCAUCUACAUCUGCUUCUGCCAGUGGUUUUGGAACAGGACUCUUUGGAGCUAAGCCUUCCACCGGGUUCACUCUAGGAGGAGCAAGUUCAGGAACACCAGCUACUACAUCUGCAUCUACAACAGGCUUCAGUUUAGGAUUCAGUAAGCCUGCAGCAUCCGCCACACCAUUUGCCUUGCCUGGCACUUCUACCUCAGCUAGUGGUCUCACGCUUUCGUCUGCUCUGACAUCCACUCCAGCAGCAUCCACAGGAUUUACUCUAAAUAACUUGGGAACAACACCAGCCACAACUACAACAGCAUCAACAGGACUUUCUUUAGGGGGAGCCUUAGCUGGUUUGGGAGGUUCACUUUUCCAGAGUGCAAACACAGCAACAUCGGGUCUUGGACAAAAUGCUUUAAGCUUGUCUUUGGGAACUACAGCACCUACUUCAACUGCAGGCAGCGAAGGCCUUGGUGGUAUAGAUUUUAGUACCUCAUCAGAUAAAAAGAGUGAUAAAACAGGAACAAGACCAGAGGAUAGUAAAGCACUGAAAGAUGAAAACCUGCCUCCUGUCAUCUGUCAGGAUGUUGAAAAUCUCCAGAAAUUUGUCAAAGAACAAAAACAAGUCCAAGAAGAAAUUAGUCGAAUGUCUUCCAAAGCGAUGCUUAAAGUCCAGGAAGACAUCAAGGCACUGAAGCAGCUGCUGUCAUUGGCUGCCAGUGGGUUGCAGAGGAACACCCUCAAUAUCGACAAACUGAAGUUAGAAACGGCUCAGGAGUUAAAGAAUGCUGAGAUAGCUUUAAGAACCCAGAAAACACCACCUGGACUUCAACAUGAAAAUACAGCUCCUGCUGACUACUUCAGAGUCUUGGUUCAGCAGUUUGAGGUACAGCUUCAGCAGUACAGGCAGCAGAUUGAAGAACUAGAAAAUCAUCUUGCCACUCAAGCAAACAAUUCACAUAUAACCCCUCAAGAUUUAUCAAUGGCUAUGCAGAAAAUUUAUCAAACAUUUGUAGCUUUAGCUGCACAACUUCAAUCUAUUCAUGAAAAUGUCAAGGUGCUUAAAGAACAGUACCUCAGCUACAGAAAAAUGUUUUUGGGUGAUGCUGUAGAUGUGUUUGAAGCCAGGAGAACGGAAGCCAAGAAGUGGCAGAAUGCACCCAGAGUUACUACUGGACCUACUCCUUUCAGCACCAUGCCAAAUGCAGCAGCCGUUGCCAUGGCUGCAACACUUACACAGCAGCAACAGCCUGCUACAGGGCCACAGCCAUCUCUGGGAGUUAGUUUUGGAACGCCAUUCGGCUCAGGUAUUGGCACUGGCUUGCAAUCAAGUGGCUUAGGUUCUUCAAACCUUGGAGGAUUUGGAGCUAGCUCUGGUUUCGGAUGCGGCACCACAGGGGCCUCCACAUUUGGAUUUGGAACAACAGAUAAACCCUCAGGAAGUCUUAGUGCAGGACCCGUUCGUUCUUCUGCGGGCUACAAGAAGGCAGAGGAUGAGAUGUCCCGGACCACGUCUGUUGGAGACCAGCUAGAGGCACCGGCCCGCAUAAUUUACCUCAACCAAUCUCAUCUCAACAAAUUCUGCGACAACCAGAUCAGUACGGCCAAGUACAGCGUGUUGACAUUUCUACCUCGAUUCUUGUAUGAGCAGAUUAGGAGAGCUGCUAAUGCCUUCUUCCUAUUUAUUGCCUUACUGCAGCAAAUUCCAGACGUAUCGCCAACAGGACGAUACACCACCCUGGUGCCAUUGAUCAUCAUUUUAACAAUUGCAGGCAUCAAAGAGAUUGUAGAAGAUUUUAAGCGACAUAAGGCAGACAAUGCAGUUAACAAGAAGAAAACAAUAGUGUUAAGAAAUGGUAUGUGGCAUACUAUCAUAUGGAAAGAGGUGGCAGUGGGAGACAUCGUGAAGGUCCUCAAUGGGCAGUAUCUUCCAGCAGACAUGGUCCUGUUCUCCUCCAGUGAGCCUCAGGGGAUGUGCUAUGUUGAAACCGCUAACCUGGAUGGGGAGACGAACCUUAAAAUCCGACAGGGCUUGAGCCACACAGCCGACAUGCAGACGCGGGAAGUACUGAUGAAACUGUCGGGAAGGAUAGAGUGCGAAGGGCCCAAUCGCCACCUCUACGACUUCACUGGCAACUUGCACUUGGAUGGGAAGAGCUCUGUUGCCCUCGGGCCCGACCAGAUCUUACUGAGAGGCACCCAGCUCAGGAACACUCAGUGGGUCUUCGGCGUUGUUGUAUACACGGGACACGACACCAAACUCAUGCAGAAUUCAACAAAAGCACCUCUCAAGAGGUCCAACGUCGAGAAGGUAACCAACGUGCAGAUCCUGGUGCUGUUUGGCAUCCUCUUGGUCAUGGCACUGGUGAGCUCGGUGGGAGCCCUGUACUGGAAUGGGUCUCAUGGUGGAAAGAGCUGGUACAUCAAGAAGAUGGACGCGAGCUCGGAUAAUUUUGGCUACAACUUGCUGACAUUUAUCAUCUUGUACAACAAUCUGAUCCCCAUCAGUCUGCUGGUGACGCUGGAGGUUGUGAAAUACACGCAAGCUCUCUUCAUCAACUGGGACACAGAUAUGUAUUAUAUUGAAAAUGACACUCCUGCUAUGGCCAGGACAUCGAACCUUAAUGAAGAGCUCGGGCAGGUAAAAUACCUGUUUUCUGACAAGACCGGAACUCUUACGUGCAAUAUCAUGAACUUCAAGAAGUGUAGCAUUGCUGGCGUAACCUAUGGCCACUUCCCAGAACUAGCCAGAGAGCCAUCCUCAGAUGACUUCUGCCGGAUGACUUCUUGCCCCAGUGACUCAUGCGACUUUAAUGAUCCCAGGCUGUUAAAGAACAUUGAGGAUCAGCAUCCCACAGCCCCCUGCAUACAAGAGUUCCUCACCCUGCUGGCUGUGUGUCACACCGUCGUCCCUGAGAAGGAUGGAGAUGAGAUCAUCUACCAGGCUUCCUCCCCAGAUGAAGCUGCUUUGGUCAAAGGAGCGAAGAAGCUUGGCUUCGUGUUUACGGGCAGGACGCCAUACUCGGUCAUCAUCGAAGCGAUGGGAGAAGAACAGACAUUUGGAAUCCUCAACGUUCUGGAGUUUUCUAGUGACAGAAAAAGGAUGUCUGUCAUUGUCCGAACUCCAUCAGGACAGCUUCGACUCUACUGUAAGGGAGCUGAUAAUGUCAUCUUUGAGAGACUUUCAAAAGACUCCAAGUACAUGGAGGAGACACUGUGCCACCUGGAAUAUUUUGCCACGGAAGGCCUGCGGACUCUGUGUGUGGCCUAUGCAGAUCUUUCUGAGAAUGAGUAUGAGGAGUGGCUGAAAGUCUACCAAGAGGCCAGCAUCAUACUGAAGGACAGAGCCCAGAGGCUGGAACAGUGUUAUGAGAUCAUCGAGAAGAAUUUACUGUUACUUGGAGCUACAGCCAUCGAAGACCGUCUUCAAGCUGGGGUUCCAGAAACCAUAGCGACUCUGUUGAAGGCAGAAAUUAAAAUAUGGGUGUUAACAGGAGACAAGCAAGAGACUGCAAUCAAUAUCGGGUAUUCCUGUCGAUUGGUGUCCCAGAACAUGGCCCUAAUCCUGUUGAAGGAAGAUUCUUUAGAUGCAACACGGGCUGCCAUCACUCAGCACUGCACGGACCUCGGAAAUUUGCUGGGCAAAGAGAACGACGUGGCCCUCAUCAUCGAUGGCCACACCCUGAAGUAUGCGCUCUCCUUUGAAGUUCGCAGAAGUUUCCUGGACCUGGCCCUCUCCUGCAAGGCAGUCAUCUGCUGCAGAGUGUCCCCUCUGCAGAAGUCUGAGAUCGUGGAUGUUGUGAAGAAGCGGGUGAAAGCCAUCACUCUGGCCAUCGGGGACGGUGCCAAUGACGUGGGGAUGAUCCAGACGGCCCACGUGGGGGUCGGAAUCAGCGGGAACGAGGGCAUGCAGGCCACCAACAACUCAGAUUAUGCCAUUGCCCAGUUUUCCUACUUGGAGAAGCUGCUUUUGGUUCAUGGAGCCUGGAGCUACAACCGGGUGACCAAGUGCAUCCUCUACUGUUUCUACAAGAAUGUGGUCCUCUACAUCAUUGAGCUUUGGUUCGCCUUUGUUAAUGGAUUUUCUGGGCAGAUUUUAUUUGAGCGCUGGUGCAUCGGCUUGUACAAUGUGAUCUUCACCGCGUUGCCGCCCUUCACUCUGGGAAUCUUUGAGAGGUCUUGCACUCAGGAGAGCAUGCUGAGGUUUCCACAGCUCUACAAAAUCACCCAGAAUGCAGAAGGCUUCAACACUAAGGUUUUCUGGGGUCACUGCAUCAAUGCCUUGGUCCACUCCCUCAUCCUCUUCUGGCUUCCCAUGAAAGUGCUGGAACACGAUACUCCACUGGCCAGUGGGCACGCCACAGACUACUUGUUUGUUGGAAAUAUUGUUUACACGUACGUUGUGGUUACAGUUUGUCUGAAAGCAGGUUUGGAGACAACAGCGUGGACUAAAUUCAGUCACCUGGCGGUGUGGGGAAGCAUGCUGAUCUGGCUGGUGUUUUUUGGUGUCUACUCCACCAUCUGGCCGACCAUCCCCAUUGCUCCUGACAUGAAAGGGCAGGCAACUAUGGUCCUGAGCUCUGCAUACUUCUGGCUGGGAUUGUUCCUGGUUCCAACUGCCUGUUUGAUUGAAGAUGUGAUGUGGAGAGCGACCAAGCACACCUGCAAGAAGACGCUGCUGGAGGAGGUACAGGAGCUGGAGACCAAGUCCCGAGUCCUGGGGAAAGCAAUGCUGAGAGACAGUAAUGGAAAGAGGAUGAACGAGCGUGACCGUCUGAUCAAGAGACUCAGCAAGAAGACACCCCCGACCCUCUUCCGAGCAGGCUCCAUCCAGCAGUGUGUCAGUCACGGGUAUGCCUUUUCUCAAGAAGAACACGGAGCUGUUACCCAGGAGGAAAUAGUUCGUGCUUACGACACCACCAAAAAGAAGUCAAGGAAGAAAUAAGAGGCGAUUUUGCUCCAGGGAAAGAGAUUCAGUUUGUUGCACGCAGUGUUAACACAGUUUUGUGAGGAGAGACUGGCGCCCGCAGCCCAACACCAGAAAACACAUUUCUGUGGCCUUAGCCGACCAGUUUGUUAGCAGCUGUCUGUCCCCUUGCAGUCCCAGGACACAGGCAUCAGGGGAAGCUAUUCUCCCAGCUUGUCUGCCGCGCUUGGCCCAACGUUUCCGUUGUUAUGAAGCAUUCAGCUGGGCUCCGUGAGGUGUGAAAUUAAAAACCAUGUUUCACCAGUGCUAAAACAUCAAUACGAGUGGUUCUGGGAGAGAGGAAAGGGGCAUUAUGUUACCAGAGACCAGUCCUGUGUAAUUGGAGCAGGGUACACUUCCUGUUCGGUGCAUGCACAGAUCAUACGAACCUCGCUUUCUGCAGAUUGCUCACUCACUUGGAUUCCUGUUUCGUUUGUGUGAAGCUGGCGUAAACUUCUUGAUUGCGGUGAAAUCAGAAAAACUUACGGUUGAGGGACAGACUUUAAGACAUUUCCUUGGCUCUUUCAAGCCCCAGCCCCAGCAAGGCAAAUCAGCCAGCGUUCCAUGCCUUCCGCGCCCAUUUCAGGUGCACGCCUCCGGUCUUACCGUUGCUACCCUGGGCUCUUGUCCUCAAAUCUGUCCAGCUAGCCCCUGGGGGCGGUACCUCACAGCUGGUAGCCACCCAUCCAGGUUCUGUGUGUCUUUGUUCCUCUGUAUGUUCAGAUAUGGGUGUCAGAAUCUUUCUUCUCGCCCAGCCCCAUCCCCCCCUGCCCCGCCCCCACUGCUGCCCGUUAGCUCCAUAACUGAGGAGACAUGGCUGUCCCAUACCUGGCCUCUAAUACAUAGCUGUCUUUUUUCUGAUGGGAUCCUGUGGGUGAGGGUGGCAGGCUCUGCAGACCACUUCUGAGCUGGGCCUCUGGCAGCCUGUCAGAAUCAGAAUCAAUCCCUGCUCCCUGGAUGCUCAAAGCACAUUUUAGACUUUCUCCAGUUUGGAAGUGAGUGUGUGAUGGUGUCUGUGCACUGAAGGGAAAAAAAAAAAAAAAACUGUCACUCUGAAAUUCUAGAACCAGGGUGAGCUGGGGGCCGGGUAAGCACAGGGCAGAGAGUGGUGAGGAAGAGGAGCCCAGAUCUCCCAGGAAGUUGACAAAGGACACGAGACUCAGGAGGCAGACCCGGAAGACAUGGAAGUUCUCAAGUCCCACUCUUGAUAGACAGUUGUAGUGAUCAGCCCGUGUACACUGUAGCAGAAAGCAGACCUUGCUCCUGCAGACAUUUUGUUUGGUUGAUUUUUCUUGAGACAGAGUCUUACACUGUAUGCCAAUCUAGCCUUGAACACACGUUGUAGUCCAGGCUAGCCUCAAACUUUCUGCAAUCCUCAGCCUCCUGCUUAUUAGGAUUAUAGAUGUGAGUUACCCCAGUCAGCACCAUACACUUCUAAUGAAAACAAGUCCAAAUAUUUUCAAGAUCGUAACUUUUAAAAAUAUUAACACGGUCUCCUUUCUGUAUCCAGCAAGUUUGAGGCCCAAGGGCCUCUUUCUGAACAGUGGCUUGGGCCCUAAAACAAGGAAGGAACGUGUCAGUUCCCAGCUUUGUCCAAUGAAGGCCCCUACUCUGAACUGGAACAGAAACUGGAUGCCCUAAAUCUGCAUGUGAGAACUGGGGACUCUCAGAGAAUGUGGGCCUCUCUCUCCCCUUGAUUUUGGCUGCCAAACCAGAAUUUUGGAUGGCUUAAAGUAAAUACCUCUGGGUACCUGUUACUGGGUAAAGUGGUACCAUACCACCAGGGACGUGUGCUAGCUUCAGGAAGAAAGCAGCAGUUGGGCUGGCUGAGCCAUCCAAGGUACUGCGUUCAGGAAGAAAAGUGCCACGCUUUGCUUCCUGAUCCUUUACUUUGGGAACAUCAGAGAUGGGUGGGCACCGAAGAAAAACCUUGGUGAUGAUUUGCAUUGAGUAAGAAAACUGAUUCUCACUUAGGAAGUGACUGGGAUGCUGGCAUGGUUUGAAGGGAGGCAGGAUGGUGCAAUGAGCAAGAAUCUUGGAGGUGACCUCUCUGCUCCCUGAGGCAAGUGAAAAAAUCUAGUGUGCCCAGCAAGCUGGAAUCCUGACAGACUGUCCCACAUGGGAGAAACAGCAGGAAGUGUGCCUUCAGAUCAGCGGGGCCAGCCAUGGUGUCCUUCUUAUCCAGAGAGGUGGGGGCAGAACUGGGGAGAGAAGAGGAAAACCAACGGGAUGUGCCCUAGGCUCUCCAACUUCUCUCUCUCUCUCUCUCUCUCUCUCUCUCUUCCUCUCUCUCUCUCUUCCUCUCACUCUUUCUCUCUCUCCUUCCUUCUUUAUCUUUCUUCUGUUUUUUCUCCUUUCUUCCUCUCAUUCUUUCUCUUUGUUUCUUUCAACUUUAAAGACUAGGUUUAUUUGAAGAGGGAAAAAACCCACACCAAACCCUCAACCCUAAGGAUAGGAUUUUACAACUCAAGACAUCCCCCAAGUAAUGUCUACAGAUUACAAAUCAUUUUCCUAGAAAAUAUUUCUGCACAAAUUUUGCAUGUAUUCAGGAAAGUAUAAGUUGGCCCCUGCUUUUAUUCUAACAGAGGAGCCAAGUAGGAGAGUGGGGCACAGCAGCUUUCCUUUACAUGCAACUGUCUGGAAGGGAAAGAGACAUGAAGAGGGCAAAUGACCUCUUUGUUGUCUACAACCAACGGGGUUUUUUGUUUGUUUGUUUGUUUGUUUUGUUUUGUUGGGGUUUUUUGUUUGUUUUGUUUUCAAGACAGGGUUUCUCUGUGUAGCUUUGGCACCUUUCCUGGCACUCACUCUGUAGAUCAGGCUGGCCUUGAACUCACAGAGAUCCACCUGCCUCUGCCUCCCGAGUGCUGGGAUUGAAGGAGCGCGCCACCACCGCCCGGCCUCAGCCAACGGUUUUUUAAAAACCCGGUCAGCUGUGGGUAUCUCUCUAAAAGCCCACUUCCUAGCUACCCGCCAGUCGGGCCCACUGGAGCAGUCCCUGCUGUGCCCACUGCUGUGCCCACAGCCCACUAAACCAACACUCCUGCACAGCCGACCUAGAGCUUGCCCAUUGCGACCAAGGUCUCAUUUGUCCGUAGUACCCUGACUUCCUACAACAAGGAAAUCCGCCAUCUUUGAAGUUGACCCUCUCUAGAGGGGCACAUCAAUGCAGACAGGUCAAGCUACUACUGUGUUGCGAGAAAAGCCAGGACCUUAUUCGAUAGUUCUUUGCAUUAUCCUUUAUUCUUGAGGGAAGCUACGAAACCAACCCUCUUAAGUAGAAAACCUCACAGUGUCGGUCACAUUCUAAACGCAAGCACUAGCACGGGCUUCCAUGAAGGAAACCUACAGAAACCUGAAAACACCCCCAUCAAGGCUGACCGCCUCCAACUCAACUCUGCCCAUUUACACACCCCUAUUGACCACCCAAGUCUAUUGGUUGAAGUACUCUGCCCUCCAAGCGGGAGUGGGGGGAGAUGCAAAGCUGCAGGAGCAACAGACUGAGAGUCACGGGGGCAGGAAUCAGAGACACCCCAGAGCUGGUUCACUUGAGGAAAACAGUGAUGCCUCAGACCGCAGCUUCUGGCGGCCAAGAUAAAAUGCCUGUGAGGUUAGGGGUGUGACUUACAAAGGCUGCUUUGGGGAGGCUACCACUGUCAUUGAGAACAGGAGAUGACCAGGGUGACGAGGUUUUGAAAGAAUGUGGACAUAUUUGAAAGUUUAGACAGGACAGUGUUUAGAAGGGGCAAAAGAGGAUCUGCAAGACUCAUUUGAUUUGCCCUCGAAUGCUCCAGGGUAGAGCGUGAGAUUAGGAGACAGCACAGGACAUGGAGGUCUACUCAGUGCGGUUGUCUCCUCCUUCCCAUCUUCACCAUCCACGGAGGGAACAGCAUACUUGCUUGCAGAACUGAACUUGAAGGCUGAAUUCUCCUCCUCACUUUGGCUCAGGUGCAGCUCUGGAGUCUUGAUCCUUUUGCAAUCUUUCCUCAACCCCUUCAGUGGUCUGUGCUCCCCCCAUCUCCAGGACCACAGCUGGGGUUCCCACUCUGGCCUUUUGGGACACUCAUCCCAUCUACUUUGUUUUCUUCUUUCCUUGCUGGUCCUUCCUCAGAGGGCUGAGCGCGACAGAGCUGCUUCCCUCUGUCACUUGCCGGGGACUGCUGCUCUGUGUCUGAGCUCUGAAAUGGAGCAGGAAGCUUCGAGCGUCGCUUGACCCACACAGGGGCUAGCAAGACCUUGAGAGGCCAAUCAAGUUCAGCUCUAGAGAUUGGAAAGUGACGGUCUUCUUUGUUGAGUGUUUCAUUUUUCUAGAGACUUCUCGCUCUCUCUCUUUUGUGUAAUUCUGCCAGAUGUGACUGAGGCCCCAGUCUGUGAUGACUCACUUCCUGUCCUCAACCUGAGUUUCUUCCCUUGGCCCACUUGGUGUCUCUUCCAGGGUCAGCCGUCUAGUUUUGGUUCAUCCAGCUGAUGGUGCGACCUCUCCUGCUACUUCCGUGGUCCCUCUUCAGCUUCUCUUUCUCUAGCAGCUGUGUCAACAGGCUUUGCCUCUCCAAAGACAGAAGCUGCUUGACUGGAUUGGAAGGAACUAGCAGAGGAAUCAUCUUCCUUGGGAAUACUCCAAGUUUUUCGAUUCAGUUUGGGGUUGUCGGGGGACAGACCUAUAUUUGUCCUAUAAUUGUCCCAAGAGUAAACAUCCCUGGAACUCCAUGACUGACUGCCGUAUCUGUCAUACCUGUCUUCAUAGCAGUCCCCAUUUCCUCUGUAGUCUUCUUCAACCCUACAGUACCCACUACCUGAUGCUCUUCUGCCUAUCCUGGAGUCAUAGCCUCGGUCAUAGUCUCUGCUGCCCUGGUCAUCACAGCGAUCCUGUCCCCCAUAUCUCAGCAUGGGCCGUCCUGAUACCUGUCUGCAACCCAUCCUGAUACCACUCUGAAUCUCAACCCUUGUCUCCAAAGCUACCAUCACCUCUUCUGGAUAGUAGUCCUCAAAAGCUGUCUGCAGCAGGAUGGGUCCUCUGGUGUGUGUCUGUUUUGUUAGAAUCUAAAUUUCUAUCUCGACCAAAAGAAUGAUCACCCCUGUCUGUAUCCAGUGCUUGAUCAAUUUCUCCUGUUACCUAGAGACUCAGCACACCGAGCAGAGCAUGCAGGGCCUCAAAUUCUGCGUAGCCAAAACCAUUCGACCUGUCUGGAUUGCUGGGUUCACACAGCAAGUGGACUGCACUGGUAUCUCAUCCUCUAAAGAACUCCUUAGCGGAGUCUUCUGUCACAUCAUAGGGCAAGUUCCCUAGGAAAAUGGUGUAGGGUGGCAAUUUGGGAAGACAGCUCUGGUGGGUAUGUGGUUCCUGAGCAGCCCAUGGAGCAGUAAAAAGGACAGAACAGGCCAUUAGAAGCGCCCUAUAAACACCCUCAUCAUUACUAUGCCGAGUUGUUGACCUCUCUUUCCAGAUCAUCUGUUUCAUCAGCCCAGCUGACUGGUUUAGGGACCUAGGUGUUUCCUCCCGCCAUCCUCAACCAGAAAGCCUGUUAGGGAAAUGGUCUUGCCUUCUGAAUCUUCUGUUUUGCUGAGGCUGCCAUGUUGGAAGGGGAAAAGAGGAUGCCCAGGCCCCACGACUCAUUUUCAUCUGGGAGCUAAACCCAUUUGGAAAGAUGGAAUUAAAAUCCAACUUUUUGUCAGAUACUUAGCCCACUCUUGAACUUGAAGGCUAUUAAAUCAGAUUAGUGAAUGAAAGUGUUUGUUUGGGGUUUUUUUGUUAGUUUGUUUUCUUGUCUUUGGACUUUACAGUACAGUGUGCAUUUUUCUGGAGCAUAUUUUCUUCUUUUGAGAAGUAGACUAAACAGUCUCCACAAUAAUGAGGUAUACAGGCGGGAGAAAACAUUUCUGGGAGGGAUGUUUUCUAUUUUUUUCUGUCCUGAUUAAGCUUUCUCCUAGCCAAAUGACUAAAUUGGGUUUCUAAGCGAAGCAGCUGUCAUGGUGUGUGAUGUAUACUAUUUAUGCAGGGCCCACUGGGGGGCCCAGUCAUUUGUCCUGUCUUGAAAUUGAGGUCAGAAUGUCUCACACACAACCCCUCCCCGGGGAACAGAGUGGACUGGACUAGGUUGCACACGCUGGCUGUCAGCUCAGUGGAGAUGUCAUGUGGGACAUGUCACUCCCAUCACAUGGUUUGUGAUUCUUGGGCUGGCAGGUCACAUGUGGUCAGCACUUCCAGGCCUGCCUCUGGAUUGAGCUAAGAUGGGUCUAGGGCUAAGGAUGCUCACAGAAGGUUCGUCUGUAUGGCUAGAUCCUGUUCUUGAAACUGUAAACAGCCCAGCCAGUAUCCUUUUCACAUAGUUCUGGGAUCUUCUGCUCUCCUCACACCCGUAAGGGUGACUGCCGUGUGGACAGCACACACUAUCAUUGGAGGCAAUACCCUGCUCAAGUCUGCCGGGCAGUCUGGUCGUACUGCCUAGCUGGUCGGGGUCUACUGUGUGAUACUCCGGGAAGCAGAGCUGCUGUGUCUGCUCUGUCUCAAUGCAGAAUAUUCCAGAUUCCCAGAUCAGCAUUACUUUGCCCAGUUCCCAACACUCGUGCAAACACAAAAACAAAGACAUGAGAGGUGAGGUAUAUGACUGCUCUGGUGAAAGUGACAGUGAACCUGGGCUUCAGCAGAACCCCGCUGGGCAUCUUCUUCUCUUUGACAAGCCUUCAAGUAUGCGCAGCAAAAAUCAAUACUGACUAGUCAAGAAGCAAUGGAUGAGUUUGUUGUUGUUUUGAGAUAAAUUCUUCUGUAGUCCAGGCUGGCUUUGAACUCACUCUGUAGCUGAAGCUGCCCUUGAACAUCUGACCCUUUCCGCCUCCUGAAAAGUGUUUUAUUGUAUGUUUGUUUUUGCUGUGCUGGGGAUGGAACUCAGGGCCUUGUGAAUGCUAGGCUAGUGUUUGCCAUUGAGCUAUAUAUGUUCCCAAUGAGUGAAUGUUUUUAUUUUGUUUUGUUUUAAGCGAAACUAGGUAACAAGAGUCUGAAAAUGUAAAUGGAUAAAUAGGCUUUCAGGUCGAUUUUUUUUUUUUUAAAUAAAGAAAGCAAACAUCCAUACUCUCUCAUUUCUUAUAGUGAUGAGCUUUUCUUUUGAAUCCUAAGGAAGAUAAUUUCCCAUCAGCUAUUUGUGUCUUGGGAUUUUGUCUUAAGCCACAAGUCCAGGGUCUGCAGCAGCUCUGCUGUCAGAUGAGGCAGCCUUUGUUUGGAACAUGGGAAAGGACUGCCCAGUUCGGCCAGGGUUUGAAUUCCUGCCCAGGGUCACUGUCCCAAAGUCAUUCAAGGAGUGAUUUAGAUGCAGCAUCUGAAACGUAGCCUUCAUCUCCUGGGGUCUUUAAACACUGAACGGGGAAACUGACCAGACACAUCUGAAGUGAUAACUUAAUAAAGAAAUAGAAGUUUAUCAGGUCAAAUCAAAUGAUGGCAUGCCAUCUGGUGUGACAGUGUUCACCUGUGAUUCCCAGCCCUCGGGAGGCUAAGGAACAAGAAUUAGAGAUCAGCCUGGGCUACAUGGUGAGUCCUAGGCUAGCCUGGGCUACAUAGGAAGUCCCUGUCUCAAAAAAAUAAACAGAACAGAUGUCAUCUUCUCUGCAUGAACGUGCUUCAAUCAACCAAUGUAACAACAAUGGGAACGCUAAAAUAAAGGCCCCUCAAAAUAAGAAA